Messenger RNA from Phycomyces blakesleeanus NRRL 1555(-), 699 nucleotides. RefSeq lists its product as hypothetical. The coding region runs from base 1 to 699 and encodes 232 amino acids. Lineage: Eukaryota; Fungi; Mucoromycota; Mucoromycetes; Mucorales; Phycomycetaceae. The record is from RefSeq and is a predicted model, not a curated record. The transcript has a single exon.
AUGGGUCGCUUUCUUCAGCAUCAAAGCUUCCCACUGAUUAGACUUGACACUCUAUGUCUCCCCACAAAAAUGGGCGGUUUAGGGGUUUUGAAUCCAAAAUUGCAACAAGGUGCCCUUCAGCUCCGUUGGCUUCAACCUCUGCUCCAAUCCACUUCGUCUCCUUCUGGUCUGGUGUUGCCUUGGCUGCUAUAUCUUCUUCGGCAUUAUCUGCUUGAUGUCCAUCCCCAUCUUCCUUUCAUUUUUCCUGACCUCAGACACCCUCAAUUCCGAACUUAUACCAGUCCUUUCUUUAACCUUUUUGCUGCCUGCGAUCUCUUGCCUCACGAUUUUGACUCUACUGUGAUAAAUCUACCGACUUGUCUGGACAUUCCUCUCGCCUCUGCAGUUGUGGUUCCACAUAAUCUCUCUGCCUUUCCUGCUUCUUGGCGUCACCUCCGAAUCCAGGGUGCCUACAAGAUCAACACCACUUUGGAUAUUCUUUCUCACCACUUACCUUCUUCCUUUCCUCGUUCACCACGCAUCCUCCACAAAGUCCUUCAGCGGGUGGAUGAUCAUUCUCUUUUCCUUCACGCAUUCAUCAUUCGCGCUUGCCUGCCUCAAAGUAUCUUGACCAAACAAUUCCCUGACUUGAUGGCUCGCAUGGGCACUGAGGUUGACCCUUCCACACUUCUGUCGGCCCUCUCUCCUACCUUUCCUUGA